CACAAGCACGUAAAUAUUUCUUUGUAAACAUGUAUUAAUAAUAAAAGAUAUAUGAACUUACAAAGUAUUGUCAGUACGUUAUUACGAAGGGUAAUCCAGACUAUGAAUAAAAAUUAAUUGUAAUCAUAUCAACAUCGGAAAACUGACAGAUAUGACUUCUACAAGCCAAAUGGUGUCAGUGAAAGCCGAAAGGCCUGAUGAGGCUGAAAUUCAAGAAUUAGCGGCUAAAAUGGUCGAAGCCAACAAAGCAAAGGCUGCACAACCUACCCAACAAACCAGGCCUUUGUCAUCAAUGCAAUCCAAUGCAAGUGGACAAGUUGGUAUUAUGAACUUUCUAACACGCAAAGGUGCUCCAACAAAUGAUAAAAGUAAAGAAAAAGCAGAAUCUGACACUAAAGCUAAUGAUGAACGCAGUGUCAAAGGCCAGUUUGGUUGGGCUGCUAUAGGAAAAGGAUAUGUUCCAUAUCUCUUUCGACAAGGAGAGAAAUAUUGUGCAGUUCGAAUGGUGGAAGUGAAGCUGUUAAAUAAGUAUCUUAGCUAUUUAAGCCAGGACAUAUAUAGUUGUACAUGUAUACGUAGCUAUUAUAUAACAGAAGCAGAAAGCAAAUUAUUAAAUGAGAUUAACUAUAAGCACUGUGAUCAGCAAUUUGGACGGGAAUAUUUCUCUCAAAAAGACUUGGUAGUUCGACUGUCUGAUGCUAAUGAAUUUUAUCAGUUCCUAGAUGUAUGUUAUAAUAAAUUACUAAAUAAUAGUAACAAUCCCAAAGAUAGAUGUGGUUUUAUACGUAUCAAUGGUGAAUCAGUAGUACCAUACACUGUUCGUGACGGACAAAAAUUUGUGCCUCUAUUUUAUUUUGAGGGAGAGACUGAAAACCUAAAACUAAAGGCAGAUUGCUUAGAAGGUUGGGAUCUAUCAUAUUUAAAGUUUUGUUGUAAAGUGCAGGGUAUUAGAAAUGAAUUGUUUGCUAGUGAAACAUGUGCCGUUAUUAGUUUAAAUGAUAUUAAAAGUUAUUUUCCCACUGGUACAAAUUUUGAGGACUAUUGGCCAAGUAAAGUGACAGACUCACAUUUGUUAGUUACGAGUAAAGGUGCUGUAAACCAACAUGCCGGGCAUUGGACUAGACAACCACCGGGGCCUCCACCUAGACUGCCAGCUGCAAAUAAUAAUAUCACUAAGGUGACACAGAGGAGGGUGCAAACUACUUUGAAUAGCAAUAGUGCACAAAGGUUACCUCAUCCCAUGCAGUCCGUUGUACAGGCAAUAAACAACGGUUGGCAGGCGCAGGCAGCCGGCUUAGUGGGUGGUCAGCAAGCGUACCAGGCGAACGUGCAGCAGGCAUUGCGGAUGGCGGCUGCUCAACAGCAUCAUCAUACCCAGAACAGGAUGUACCAGAACAACGUGAAUGCUGCUGCCGCAGCAGUGGCUGCGUCUCGGUCCAGCCAGGCUCACAGCACGGCGGCCGCCGCGGCUAGACAAUAUCAAGCACAAUAUUCGAGUGCUAAUGCUGCGGCGGCGAUGUCUCUUGCGCUCGUCAACCAGCAACAAGCACCACCACCUCUGGUGCGGACCACAUCACAUAACCUUCCUGGGUCUCUAUUGCCCCAGACGAGGCAAAUAGGCAACGGUCGCAGUUCAAGUCUAGAUACAAUGUCUCGGCGCAAUCUUACUCCUAUUCCUGAUACGCAGACAUCCAGUAGUCAUGUACCUUACAAAGUACAGAAAGCUUUGGUUGAGAACAAGAUGGUCCCUAGCAUAAAUAUGAAACCAUAUGUUUAUACGGAGUUGUUAAUGACUAUUGCUGAUCUGAAGAGCCAUUUCUUUCCAACAUACAAUAUAGACGAUUGCAGACGGGCUUUGGACGCGCUGGGAAUUGAACUUUUCAAAGGAAAUAGAUUACAAAUGCAAAUUCUGUGUGACAGCGGCAAGUGCACCUCGUUAUCUGAAAACUUACCCUUAAUUCAAUUGAGGGAUGUAAUGAAAUUUUUGCCGCAGUUAAAAUACAUGUUAGCCGCAAACGAGACAACGAGCCCCGCGAGCAAGCGCGCUCGCAUCAGCUAGGAGGACGAAUUGAGGCAUUGUGUGGGACCGUGCAAUACGGGCUCGAUCUCCGCGAUGCCUCCGCAGCACUCCGACGUGUCAGCUUCCACGAUCGGUUCUCAACAGUUUCCAAAUCACCACAUCUCCAUGUCAAUCUCAAACGAGAAAUAUAUAUCAAUGAUUACUAAUGAAUUCAACAAAAAUCAGAUGCUAGCCAGAGACGUUAAAUCCGUUGCCGAUGCAACCAGCUCUUUCUAUAGCCCUGAAAAAAGUUACGAGGCUCUGGCCAGCGGCGCGAGCAUAUUAUCGGACUUAAUUGAGAACCGAAUAAAUCUUCCUGCAGAUGCUUCAUCGUAUUUGCCAAACGUUGGAACUGCUGAUAUAACAGAUACAUUGCAAACUCGAAAUUCUCGGAGUGCUAGUAUAUUUUCAAGAGGCAUGUCUUACGCGUCCUGUAGAUAUCAAGAGAACCAAGACUAUAAUUCGCCGAUCACAUCAUACAAUUCUUCGAAUUUAUAUGAUGCUAGAACUGACAAAGGAGCGUACAAUAAUCAUUAUACUGUUACUUCAUCACAUAUGCUAUCACCACCAGGAUAUCCAUCAUUGGACCCAUCAACA
Molecule: messenger RNA, 2656 nt
Organism: Ctenocephalides felis (cat flea)
Lineage: Eukaryota; Metazoa; Arthropoda; Insecta; Siphonaptera; Pulicidae
Exons: 5
Coding region: 152-2059 (635 amino acids)
Source: RefSeq, a predicted model, not a curated record